This is a messenger RNA of Salvia miltiorrhiza (redroot sage), 1414 nucleotides long. Its product is annotated as 50S ribosomal protein L3-2, mitochondrial-like. Gene Ontology annotation, molecular function: structural constituent of ribosome. The record is from RefSeq and is a predicted model, not a curated record. Gene Ontology annotation, biological process: translation. Gene Ontology annotation, cellular component: mitochondrial large ribosomal subunit; ribosome. The transcript is spliced from 3 exons. Bases 810 to 1178 code for a protein of 122 amino acids. Lineage: Eukaryota; Viridiplantae; Streptophyta; Magnoliopsida; Lamiales; Lamiaceae.
UUCUUCGCUUCAUGGUUGGUCAAAAACGGAAUCUUUGAAUAUUGAAAUUAAUGUCUUAGCAAACUCAGAGUUUUCAGAGACCUUAACCUUAAGUUCACUUAAUCUUGAAAUUUAGAGUUGUCUUAAUUGAUUAUUUUGGAAAAUCUUGAAGCGCCGGUGACAUGAGAGAGAGAGAGAGAGAGAGAGAGAGAGAGAGAGAGAUUAGGCCUUUGUGCGCUUCAGGUUCAUAUUCGCACAGAAAUUUCCUUUUUCUUUCUACUUGUUCAAUACAAUAUAUAUAAUUGUUUCUGGGUCUUCUUAUAAAGCAUUUACAAUUUCUAUCUUGAACAUCAGCCUGGGCAUUUGUUUUGUUGCUGUGCUUAAGUUGAUCAAAUUGAUGUUUGGAACUCCUGUUUAGGGGUUGGAUCCUCACCUAGUGGCAUGGGGAAUGGUUGUUUCAGUAAAUGUCUUAAUUCAGCUGAUUGUUUGUGUAAGUAAAGGAAUGGUUGGCACACAAGAACAAAUGGCCUUUAAAGUGUUUCUAUUUUGAACAUCAGCCUGAGUUGUUUGCAUUUCCAGUUCAAAGGGUCCUAUUUUCUUGCUCUUACAUCAUUUUCCCAAGGUGCUAAGUUGAUAAAGUUGAUUUUUGGAACUUCUCGGUCCUUAUCUAGUAUGUGGGAACACUAGUAAUGUGGAAUGUGCAGUUUAUGAUCAGUCAAAAUUGGCUUAAUAUAUUCUAAAUGUCUCUGGACAAUGCUUUUUUAUUUAUUUAUGUGAUUUCAACUCCUCAAUGGGUUUAACAUUUAGUCGUAUGGUGGUAGCUAGAUUGGAUGUGGACAAAAAAAAAAGAGAAGCAUUUGAGAGAGCCUGAAGUAGGUCAUUUUAGAGCCCAAGGUGUGCCCAUGAAAAGGAAGCUCAGGGAGUUUCCAGUGACUGAGGAUGCUCUUCUUCCUGUCGGAACGACACUAGAUAUCCGCCAUUUUGUUCCAGGCAAACAUGUUGAUGUAACCGGAAUUACAAAAGGGAAGGGGUUUCAGGGUGGCAUGAAAAGGUGGGGAUUCAAAGGUAUGCCUGCAUCACAUGGUCAAUCAUUAUCACACCCAAGUAUUGGCUCUACUGGUAAUAGGGCAGGGAAAAGCAGAAGACGAGGACGAGGACGAGGACGAGGACCCAACACAAUUGGAACCUAUAGUAGCUGAUUAUGGUGAUAUAGACCCCUUCAUGGCAGCAGAUUGAGGGCAAGCUUUGGUGCAUGUGAUUUUUUGAUUCGGUUUGGACUUUUGAAGAAUGAGAGCAAGCUUCAAUGAAGAGGGCCAUUUUGAAAUGGUGGUUUUAUGAAGGGUUAAUAGUGUUUUAUGUCGAGAACUUUCAGCAUUUUCUAUAAAAUGUUUCGAACUUUUAUUUUCUCCUAAUAAACACCGAACUUUUAGUUUUU